Molecule: messenger RNA, 3168 nt
Organism: Bacidia gigantensis
Lineage: Eukaryota; Fungi; Ascomycota; Lecanoromycetes; Lecanorales; Ramalinaceae
Exons: 3
Coding region: 1-3168 (1055 amino acids)
Biological process (GO): mRNA 3'-end processing; fungal-type cell wall biogenesis; transmembrane transport
Molecular function (GO): RNA binding
Source: RefSeq, a predicted model, not a curated record
AUGACUGACAACAAAAAUGGAAGAGUAAUUUUCAUUGGUCUCACCGAGGAGCAAAUUAUUCACAUCUUCAGCGGGGCCGGCAAAGUCAACAAUUUCCGGCUUAUCACUGAGGGAGACACAGGCAGACCGAAAGGCUAUGGGUUUGCUGAAUUCAACGACACAGAUUCGGCUGAUUCUGCUGUACGUAACUUGAACGGUCACGAAGUAAUGGGACGCGAAUUGCGGGUCGCCUAUUCCAAAGACAGUAGCAAGGAUUCAGACACAACGAACCAGAGCAACCAGCAACAGCAACAGCCAUCGCAACAACAGCAAUCACGGCCAAUGCAUCCAAAUGGGUAUCAGCCCCCACCACCUGGUGCUUUGCCCCCCCUCCCACCCGGGGUAGACCUUCCUGCAGGGCUGACUUGCCCUGAUGCCAUCUCAAAAACACUUUCGGUCUUGCAACCGGCUCAGCUGCUUGAUAUACUGUCGCAAAUGAAAGGCCUCGUCAUGGGUGACCCAGCGCGUGCUACGGAGCUUCUGAAGCAAGCUCCGCAACUUGCUUAUGCGAUCUUUCAAGCCUUACUUCUGAUGGGACUUGUUGAUACCUCCGUGCUCGCCUCCGUAGUCGAGACCAGUAAUCAGCAAACCCAAUCCCAACCCCCGCAAAUGCACAUUCCACCACAAUCUCAAGCACAACCUCAAAUCCCGCCUCCACCUCAAGCUCUCCAGCAGCAGCAGCAGCAGCACCUUCCACCUCGACCACCCCAAGGCUUUCAACCUCAACAUCCACCUCCACCUCCACCUCAGGUAUACCCUCAAUAUCCACCGCAAAUGCAGGGUCAGAUUCAUGCACCUACUCCGCCAGCUUACAGUCAACCAUACCAAGCACCUCCACCUCCCCAACCACCAGUUCAACAGCCACAGGCGCAAGAUGAGCUUAUAAGGCAGGUCAUGGCGAUGACACAGCAACAGAUUGACCAAUUACCACCGGUGGAAAGAGGGCAGAUCAUGGGCCUUAGAGCUCAGCUCGGAGUUCUCGCUACUGAUAUCUUGAAAACUUCAGGCUUCGAGACAUGUACUGAUAAUGGUACCAUCACCGUUCAAAAGCUGGACAUAUCAUUCAACAGGGCUACCAGGCAGGUUGAAUUCGAUGUUGCAGGGAAGAGCAUGGAAGAGCAAAAGGUCACUGCAACCUUGUCAGUCUCUGCGUAUGGCAAGGAGGUGUACAAAAAGGACUUCAAUCCAUGCGAUAGCGCGACUAAAGUUGAGCAACUAUGUCCUGUGCCAAAGGGGGACUUUAAGGCUCAAGGCAGGCAAGACAUACCAACGACCUAUGUCAGUCAGAUACCGUCCAUCGCUUUCAAUGUGCCCGAUUUGGAAGGACAAGCCAAACUUUCACUCAGGGCCAUUGACGACCAGAAAGAGCUUGCAUGCAUACAAUCAGAUGUCCACAACGGAAAGACAAUGGCUGUGCCUGGACUCUCAUAUGUUGCAGCUGGCAUUGCAGGUUGCGCCUUACUCCUAUCUGGUGCCGCGGCGCUCGCGAAUAGUGGAAGCGCUGCAGGCGGCCAUGCUCCCAAUCCUGGAUUUGGUACUGUCAUUUCCUGGUUCCAGAGUAUUGCUAUGAAUGGAAUGAUGAGUGUUCAAUAUCCACCAGUCUACCAGAAUUAUGCCAAGAACUUUGCCUUCUCUGGCGGGCUGGUUUCGUGGACGGGGUUUCAAAGCUCUAUCGACAGCUUUCGAGGGGCCACUGGGGGCAAUCUGACGGAAGAUAACGUGCUAUAUCUUGCAAAUGCCUCACUCGUUCACACAAGCGAACCAAAUCAUGAAACGAAAAAUAUUUCCAAACGCAGUCUGGACCUGGUUCUUGCAGCUUUCGAGCCAUUAUUAAUUUCUCGGGAUACUGCUCUUUCGGUCAACGGUAUGCAGGCAGGCAAUGGUACCACAAAAGGGGGAAAUGGGACUAGUUUCGAUAGUAAAACCACUCAUUUCGUUCACGGAAUUCAGGGUUAUGUUGAGCAACUCACAAUACCUCAAGCCAACACCUUCAUGACCGUGCUUCUAGUGUUCGCGACUGUAAUUGCCGUCAUCGCCGUGGCAAUUCUGCUGUUCAAGGUCAUUCUCGAGACCUGGGCUUUGUUCGCCUCGUUUCCUAAGAAACUUACUGGCUUCAGAAAGCGAUACUGGGGCCUCCUUGGCCGAACCAUCACUAAUCUAGUACUGUUGCUGUAUGGUGUAUGGACCCUCUACUGUAUCUUCCAAUUCACAAACGGAGACUCAUGGGCUGCCAAGCUUCUCGCAGGUCUUACCCUCGCAGCUUUCACAGCUCUUCUCGGCGUUUUUACUUUCCGAAUUUGGCAACUUGCGAGACGAUUCAAAAAGCUGGAAGGAGAUACUGCUGCACUUUUCGAGGAUAAGGAGACAUGGAGGAAGUACAGCUUAUUUUACGACAAUUAUAAGCGCGGCUACUGGUGGAUCUUCAUACCUGCUAUCAUCUAUAUGUUCGCGAAAGGCUGUGUCAUCGCCGGAGCUAAUGGCCAUGGCUUGACUCAAACGGCAGGCCAGUUGAUCGUGGAAUCCAUCAUGUUGAUUUUGGUUCUGUGGUGUCGGCCAUUCGUCCAGACUUCUGGCAAUGUUAUCAAUAUUUUCAUCCAGGUGGUUCGAGUGCUCUCCGUCGUCUGUAUCCUGGUGUUCGUAGAAGAGCUCGGUAUUUCACAAUCAACAAAAACGAUUACUGGCGUCGUCCUUAUCGCCGUCCAAUCAGUACUCACAGCUGUACUAGCAAUCUUGAUUGCUGUCAACGCAAUCAUCGUUUGCGUGCGAGAGAAUCCACAUCGAAAGCAGCGCAAGGAAGCUGAAAAGCUCCUCCACGACAAUCUCACCACCCUUUCCCCGCGAAAUACCCUUCUAAUGAAUGAGACCGCCUACAAAGACAAGAAACUUUCGGUUAGAGCUUACCCUGUCAGUCAAAAUGUUUCGGACGAUCACGUGCCUUACGACCACGACAUACCAAAACCUAGCGGGCUCUUUUACGGCAGAGAUAGUAUGGCUGCCAGUUCCGAGACCCUGGUCCGCCAUGCAACACCCAUGGGCAUUGCGGCACAGAGAAACGAGAGGAGCGUAAGUAGAUAUAGCGCGAGGAUGAGCAGGCAGCCCACUGUCCCGAAUGUUGGGCAGGCAAUGUAG